Melampsora larici-populina 98AG31 is the source of this 2816-nucleotide messenger RNA. RefSeq lists its product as uncharacterized. The record is from RefSeq and is a predicted model, not a curated record. Gene Ontology annotation, cellular component: urease complex. Bases 88 to 2664 code for a protein of 858 amino acids. Lineage: Eukaryota; Fungi; Basidiomycota; Pucciniomycetes; Pucciniales; Melampsoraceae. The transcript has 15 exons. Gene Ontology annotation, biological process: urea catabolic process. Gene Ontology annotation, molecular function: nickel cation binding; urease activity.
CGAGGUCAUCUUGUCAACUUGAGCCAACAAUAAUCGAACGAACAGAUACUCAAAUCAUUCUUGCAAGCUCAACGACUGUAGAACAACAUGCAUCUAGGCACCAAGGAGCUCGAUAAGAUAUUGUUAACCAAUGUUGGUUUGCUUGCCCAGCGCCGUCUCUCCCGAGGUGUGAAGCUCAAUCUGACCGAGGCCACAGCUUUGAUCGCUUGUGUUCUACAAGAGCUUAUUCGAGAUGGCCAAUCAUCAGUAGCGGAACUCAUGCAAGUGGGGCGAGAGAUUCUCGGCUUCCGACAUGUACAAGCGGCGGUUCCUGGUCUUUUGAAAGAUGUUCAGGUGGAAGGAACGUUCCCCGAUGGAACUUUUCUAGUAACGGUACAUUCGCCGAUCUGCACGCCCUUGGGGCGUGAGCCUCAUCUCUCAUUGGCUCUAUAUGGCUCUUGCAUACCUAUCCCAAGCGAUCUGAUAUUCCCCGAGGGUAGUGAAUCUCCUUUAUCACCUGAGCAACUACCUGGAGCCAUCAUCGUGAAACGAAGUUCAAAGCGAAGGAGAUCUGGAAGUGAAAGCGCCCAGCCACAGACUUUGAAGAUCAACGAGAACCGUCCAAGGCUGAAGAUAAAGGUCACUAAUACUGGUGAUCGCCCCAUUCAAGUCGGAUCACACUACAAUUUUUCACUCACCAACCCCGCGCUGAGGUUCGAUCGCUUGCUCACUCUCGGUUACAGACUCGAUAUACCUGCUGGAACAUCUGUGCGGUUUGAACCUGGAGAUGAUAAGAGUAUACGUUUAGUUGAGGUAGGCGGUACUGGACAUGUAAGCGGCGGCAAUGGGUUGGAAGGUAAAAGCUGGAAAAGGGGGGAUAUCGUUGGAGGCAAACAGCUCGUGGAUCGAAUGAUCCAAAUGGGCUUUCAACAUGUCCAAGCCGAUAAAGUUGAAAGACCAGAGAGUUGCCAUGAGAUUUCGAGGGAAGCUUACGCCAGUAUGUUUGGACCGACCACCGGGGACAAAGUACGGUUGGGAGACACUUCUCUAUGGAUAGAAGUAGAGCACGAUCACACCACCUAUGGCGAGGAGCUUAAGUUCGGUGGUGGGAAAGUGGUCCGCGAAGGCAUGGGUCAAGCAACUGGAAGAUCAGAUGCAGAGACUCUGGAUAUCGUGAUUACCAAUGCAUUGGUCUUGGACUGGAGUGGGAUAUACAAGGCUGAUAUAGGCAUCAAAGGAGGUAAUAUUGUUGGUAUCGGAAAGGCAGGGAACCCGGAUGUUCAAUCUCGAGUGACCGAUAACAUGAUCGUGGGAGCUAACACAGAGGUGAUCGCUGGAGAGGGUCGAAUAGUGACUGCCGGUGCUAUCGAUGCACAUGUACACUUCAUAUGUCCACAACAAUGCAAUGAAGCUUUAUCUAAUGGCAUAACCACCUUGAUCGGUGGUGGCACUGGCCCUGUAGCUGGCACAAAUGCAACUACUUGUACACCUUCAAGAACUCUGAUUAAAAAUAUGUUUGUUGCUUCAGAUAGCGUUCCGAUGAACUUCUUGUUCACGGGAAAAGGUAACGAUUCAGGCUCUGCAGGUUUGGAAGAUAUGGUGCAUUCCGGUGUCGGCGGCCUCAAAUUGCACGAAGAUUGGGGAAGUACACCGGACGCCAUCGAUUCGUGUAUGUCAGUGUGCGAUAAAUACGAUAUUCAAUGUAACAUUCACACCGAUACUCUGAAUGAAUCUGGAUUCGUGGAGGACACAAUCAAGGCUUUCAAAGAUCGCGUAAUCCACACUUAUCACACCGAAGGCGCUGGUGGAGGUCACGCACCUGAUAUCAUUGUCGUAUGCGGUAAAUCGAACGUAAUGCCGUCUUCCACAAAUCCUACUCGACCUUACACGAAAAACACAUUAGAUGAACAUCUUGACAUGCUGAUGGUAUGUCACCACCUUGACAAGUCGAUACCUGAAGAUGUUGCCUUUGCGGAGUCGAGAAUCCGAGGUGAGACUGUGGCCGCAGAAGAUGUAUUACAGGACAUUGGCGCCAUCUCCAUCAUCAGCUCUGACUCUCAAGCUAUGGGUCGAAUCGGUGAAGUUGUCAGUCGCACUUGGCGAACCGCUUCCAAAAUGAAAUCCCUCAAAGGUUGGCUGAACGAAGAGGAGAAAAUUCGGGGUAUUGACAAUGACCGUGUCAAGCGGUAUAUUGCUAAAUAUACCAUCAACCCCGCCAUUGUACAUGGAAUCUCACAUAUCGUCGGAGAUGUGGCCAUCAAUAAGCUGGCAGAUCUUUGUAUAUGGACACCAGCAAAUUUUGGGGCGCGACCUGAAGUGGUGAUCAAGGGGGGUUAUGUUGCGUGGGCGCAAAUGGGCGAUGCCAAUGCAUCCAUCCCAACAGUCCAGCCAGUCUACGGUCGACCAAUGUGGGGAUCACACUAUCCCGUCAUGGGUCACACAUCAGUGGCAUUUGUAUCUGCGGUCUCGAUUGAGAAAGGGAUCACGCCGUCUUACGGACUUAAGAAGAGACUUGAGGCCGUUAAGGAUUGCAGAAAUAUUCGGAAAACUGACUUGAAACUAAACAAUCUGAUGCCGAAUAUCACAGUUGAUCCCGAAACUUAUCGGGUUGAAAUCGAUGGCGAGCUGUGUACUGUUGAGCCAGCUGUCACGCUGCCACUGACUCAAGGAUAUUACGUUUUUUAGAAGUGGUCUUGGAUAAACUCUACGACCAUUCGCAUUCUUGGGAUGCGCAAAAGAUGGCCCCAUUCAUGUGAUAAUGUAUUGUAUAUUCUUGCAAAUCAGAAGGCAAAGACCUUUAAGUAAUGUAAUUUACAGGCCGGUAAAUCAACUGCAGC